Molecule: messenger RNA, 3140 nt
Organism: Vigna radiata var. radiata (mung bean)
Lineage: Eukaryota; Viridiplantae; Streptophyta; Magnoliopsida; Fabales; Fabaceae
Product: chaperone protein ClpC, chloroplastic
Exons: 10
Coding region: 167-2938 (923 amino acids)
Biological process (GO): cellular response to heat
Cellular component (GO): cytoplasm
Molecular function (GO): ATP hydrolysis activity; ATP binding; protein binding
Source: RefSeq, a predicted model, not a curated record
CUGAUUUUCUUUUUCCUCCCUCUUCGCCCUACCACGCCUUCUCUCUAUAUCUCUAAACUUCCUCUAUCUUCUUUAAUCUUCCAAAAAUUUCCCCUUUUUCCCUUUCUCUUCUAUUCGUAUUUUUCUGAAGUCAAUUGUUUUCGCCUCGGGCAACAAUAUAGGAAUAAUGGCUAGGGUUUUGGCUCAGUCUAUUGGUAUGCCUGGCCUACUGAGCGGGCAGAGGCAUGGGCAGCACAAGGCAUCAGGAAAAUCACGAAGAUCUGUCAAAAUGAUGUCUAACUUACGAAUGCCUGCAUCAAGGAUGUCGAGUUUCUCUGGACUGCGUACUUUGAACACUUUGGAUCUUCUUUCGAGACCUCGACAAAAUUUUCCUUCUAAGAUGUUGACUUCAACUUCUUCCCGUCGUGAAAGGGCUAAAAGAUGCGUACCUAAAGCCAUGUUUGAGCGCUUCACGGAGAAAGCAAUCAAAGUAAUUAUGCUAGCCCAGGAGGAAGCCAGACGUCUGGGACAUAAUUUUGUUGGAACUGAACAACUUUUAUUGGGUCUUAUUGGGGAAGGCACUGGCAUUGCUGCCAAGGUGCUGAAGUCAAUGGGAAUGAACCUGAAGGAUACUCGUGUGGAAGUGGAAAAGAUAAUUGGAAGGGGUAGUGGAUUUGUUGCAGUUGAGAUUCCAUUUACUCCCCGUGCAAAGCGUGUUUUGGAGCUCUCACUGGAAGAAGCUCGCCAACUUGGUCACAAUUAUAUUGGAUCUGAGCACUUGCUUCUUGGUCUUCUUCGAGAGGGUGAGGGUGUAGCAGCACGUGUUCUCGAAAAUUUGGGUGCUGACCCAAAUAAUAUUCGUGCUCAGGUUAUCCGCAUGGUUGGUGAGGGUGCUGACAGUGUUGGUGCUACUGUUGGCCCUGGAAGUGGUAAUAGCAAUAAGAUGCCAACUUUGGAGGAGUAUGGCACCAAUCUGACCAAGCUAGCCGAAGAGGGAAAAUUGGAUCCUGUUGUGGGUAGGCAGCAACAAAUUGAGCGUGUCACUCAAAUUUUGGGUCGCCGUACCAAAAAUAAUCCUUGUCUUAUUGGAGAACCUGGGGUUGGGAAGACCGCUAUUGCUGAAGGGCUUGCCCAAAGGAUUGCAAAUGGUGAUGUUCCUGAAACCAUAGAGGGAAAGAAGGUUAUAACCCUUGAUAUGGGUCUACUGGUAGCUGGAACUAAAUAUCGUGGAGAAUUUGAGGAGAGAUUGAAGAAACUAAUGGAGGAAAUCAAACAAAGUGAUGAGAUAAUACUUUUUAUUGAUGAAGUACACACUCUAAUUGGAGCUGGAGCAGCUGAGGGGGCAAUUGAUGCUGCCAACAUACUAAAACCUGCUCUUGCCAGAGGUGAACUACAGUGUAUUGGAGCCACAACGCUGGAUGAAUAUAGGAAGCACAUUGAAAAGGACCCAGCACUGGAGAGGCGAUUCCAGCCAGUUAAGGUGCCGGAACCUACAGUUGAUGAAACCAUACAGAUACUGAAAGGGCUUAGGGAACGCUAUGAGAUUCAUCACAAGCUCCAAUAUACAGAUGAUGCACUUGUAGCUGCUGCCCAGCUGUCACACCAGUAUAUUAGUGAUCGAUUUCUGCCCGACAAAGCUAUAGAUUUAAUUGAUGAAGCAGGUUCCCGGGUUCGGCUUCAACACGCACAGUUACCUGAAGAAGCGAGAGAGCUUGACAAGGAGGUCAGACAGAUUGUGAAAGAUAAAGAAGAAGCUGUUCGCAAUCAAGACUUUGAAAAGGCUGGAGAGCUACGAGAUAAAGAAAUGGAUCUGAAGACCCAGAUAUCAUCACUUAUAGAAAAAGGCAAGGAGAUGAGCAAGGCAGAAAGUGAGGCAGGAGAUGGAGGUCCCAUGGUGACCGAAGUUGACAUACAACAUAUUGUCUCCUCUUGGACUGGUAUCCCGGUAGAGAAAGUUUCAACUGAUGAAUCUGAUCGCCUCCUUAAGAUGGAAGAGACUUUACACACACGAGUCAUAGGUCAGGAUGAAGCAGUAAAAGCAAUUAGCCGGGCCAUUCGCCGAGCUAGGGUGGGAUUGAAGAAUCCUAAUCGACCAAUUGCCAGCUUCAUCUUUUCUGGUCCAACUGGUGUGGGAAAGUCUGAAUUGGCCAAAGCAUUGGCUGCAUACUAUUUUGGUUCUGAAGAAGCCAUGAUUAGGCUUGACAUGAGUGAAUUUAUGGAAAGACACACAGUCUCCAAACUCAUUGGUUCACCCCCUGGAUAUGUUGGUUACACUGAAGGUGGUCAACUGACUGAGGCAGUUCGCCGUCGACCCUACACUGUUGUACUAUUUGAUGAGAUUGAGAAAGCACACCCUGAUGUGUUCAACAUGAUGCUUCAGAUUCUAGAAGAUGGAAGAUUAACAGACAGCAAGGGAAGAACUGUGGACUUCAAGAACACUCUUUUAAUAAUGACAUCAAAUGUUGGAAGCAGUGUGAUUGAGAAAGGAGGACGUAAAAUGGGAUUUGACAUCGAUUAUGACGAGAAGGAUAGCAGUUACAAUCGAAUCAAGAGCUUGGUGACUGAAGAGCUGAAACAAUACUUUAGGCCAGAAUUCUUGAAUAGGUUGGACGAAAUGAUUGUUUUCAGGCAACUUACAAAGCUGGAGGUAAAGGAGAUAGCUGAUAUAAUGUUGAAGGAGGUGUUUGAAAGACUGAAGGUCAAAGAGAUUGAUCUCUCAGUGACAGAAAGAUUUAGGGAAAGGGUGGUUGAGGAAGGAUAUAAUCCUAGUUAUGGGGCUAGGCCUCUAAGAAGAGCCAUCAUGCGACUUUUGGAGGACAGUAUGGCCGAGAAGAUGCUUGCUAGAGAGAUUAAAGAGGGUGACUCAGUUAUAGUGGAUGCUGAUUCUGAUGGUAAUGUGAUUGUGCUCAACGGGAGCAGUGGUGCCUCAGAGUCACUAGCAGAAGCUCUUCCUGUGUAACAUUAUUGCCUUUACUGUUAGCGGUUGUCUUUUUUUUUUUUUUUUUUUUUUUAAAAAAAAGAAACAUAGUCAUAGUUUGUUUUAGUUAUCAUUGGACAAAGCUUUUAAUUGAAUUCUGGUAGUCUAAAUGUCUGUCGAUUAACAUUGGAUAGCGCCGUUAGUGAUCUUUUUUAUUUAUAGAAAGAAAUUUUAAAGUUAAUCA